Molecule: messenger RNA, 1344 nt
Organism: Penicillium salamii
Lineage: Eukaryota; Fungi; Ascomycota; Eurotiomycetes; Eurotiales; Aspergillaceae
Source: the annotation of a GenBank genome assembly
AUGUUUGCCUUUAGCUGCGCCCCUGGAAUUGCAGAGCUUCUAGUUUUCCUGUUAUGUUGUUCCAGUGUUUUCGCUGCUGACUGCAAUUCGACAUGGAUCAAGUCCGCGGCUGACGCGGACGCACUUCGUCAGGAUUGUCCGAUAGUCUAUGGUCACGUUGGAAUUGGUCCAUUCAACGGCACCUCCACCGUUCAUAUCAACCUUGACGGUAUCACGAUGAUUGGAGGCACCCUGGGGGAAUAUCCCUAUUCUCGACACGAAUACGACACGCAACCGUUCUAUACACUCUCCAGUUCAACUCUGAGGUCGGUUGAUGCAGUUGAAAUUGGGCACUACGAUUCCAAGAUAGUGAAUCUCACACUUCCCAGCCUGGAUUACGUGGAUGACUAUUUCAAGGUCGGGCAAUCUGCCUAUGAUCUCACCUACUUGGACAUAACGAGUUUGGAAACCGCGUCGACAAUUAAGCUUUAUGCCCCGAAUCUCACCACUCUGCACCACACAAGGCUACGGAAUGUGUUAGCAUUGAUUGUCUACCCGAUGAAGAUUGACUCGCUGGACAGCUUGGCUAAUAAUCCCAUCGCCUUGGAGGACGCCUCGUUCGAUGGUCCAUUUCCAAACGUCAACAACAUUACUAUCGGAUUCACGUCUGUGGAGGACCUCAGAAUCAAUGAUAACUCACUUGUUGUCCUAGGAGGCACCUCGACAAAAGACAUGAAUAUCACACAAUUCAAAUUGUCCGGAGAUGUUACAGAUUUGAAGCGCAGCGCACAACUCAAUUCACUUGAGAUUGACACUCUGGCUUUGACAGCCUCGAGUUCCAUCACUGACUUAGAACUACCGUUUGAAAAUCUCCGCUCUCUCAAGAUCCAAGAGACCCGUUCUCUAAAGUCUAUCACACUUCCACCUCAAGCCCUGGACUGGACAGGCGGCUUUCACCUCUACGUCGCAACGGCCCCCGAUCUAAAUCUGACCUCGCUAUACAGUGAAGACAAUAGCACUCAGACUUGGUACUGGCCAAGAAAUGUCUCUUACAUUAAUUUGAUAGAUAUCACUACAUCGACUGAAUUUUUCGAUCCGUUUUUGGCUCAGCAAAAUGCCCCCUUGGAUAGCAAAUACCCCCCUUCGGUCUUAACUAGCUUCUCGAUUCUCCCAUCAAGAAACUCGACAAGCUUCAAUUGCACACCCUUCAAUGAACUUCUGGAAUCUGGUCGUUUGCCGAAAGCUGGGCAUGCGAUAAAUUGCCUAGAUACGACGAGGCCUACCAAUGGCGCUAUUGCUGCUCAUCUACCGAUUUCCUGGAUCGCUAUCAGUGUCGCAUUUUGGAUCUUUAACUGCAUACUCUGA